AUGAACUAAAGUGAAUUAAGUUCUGAUGAUUUGGAUCAAUUAUUUAAAGGAAUUUAAUCUAAAUUGGAAGGAAAAGAAGACAUUAUGGAUUCCUUGAUACCUAAAUUUUAAGAAAAAUACAAAUUUUUCCAAAUCUAAGAAUCCUCUAAAAAGUAUAUAUCCUAACUUUUCAUUUAGAUUAUUAGGAAGAUUUUAGCUUAGACUAUCAGAAUUGAUGGAAAAAUGUAAGAACUAAAAUUAAUUCAAUUACUUGGUUGGCAUUCAAUAGAAGUUGUUAACAUUUAAUAUCAUUCAAAUUCUUGAUUAAAUUAAUAACUCAGGUAUAGAAAAUAAAGCAAAGGAUAUUGUUCCAUAAUUCAAAUAACCUACUAAUUGGCAAUAAAAUAAUAAAAUAAACAAAUCAUUGUUUUAAUUUUAUGAGGAUUAAUUUUGGAGAUUAUACGGCAUUUUGUUAUUGAAUGAGUAUUUAUAUAUUGAUUUUAAGAGAAAACAUCGAAAAUAUGAUACUUUACUAUCAGUCAAAGCAAGAUAAUGUUGAACGAUUAUUGAAGUUAAGUUUAGAAAGAAAUAGAUAAUUUCUUUACAUAUAACAAUUAAAAUAUCCAUAAUUGGCUACUAUUGAAAACAAAGCUUAAUAAAUGAAUUUUUCUCAAAUUAAUUACACUAUGGAGACUCCUUAUUAAAAUAAAAAUAUUAGAAUGUUUGGUACAUUAACAUAAAAUCCAAAAUUCAAUAGAUUUAAUUCAACAAGUCCAAAAAAAUACUUAAGAACCAAUAAUUUCAAAAAUGAUUGGAGUAUUGAAAAUGAUAGCCAAGUUCUUGAUAGUUUAGAUAGAAGGACACGAAUUUAUUCUUAAAAUACUUCCAAUAUAUUUUCAAAUUAGACUGUGAGAGAAAAAACUUAGCAUUAAUCAUUUUCUUAAAAAAAUAACUUGAAUGGGUAGGGUUCCCAAAACUAAACCCCACAGGGUAAAAAAAAGAUAAGUUCUAUCGAUCUAAAUUGUAAAUUAAAAAUUAAAUAUUAGAAUCCUUUAAUUAAUUCGUGAUGUCGACAUAAUCAGUUUCACCUAAAAGAUAAUUCAAGAAACCAAAAAUUAAUUAGAAUCUGAAUUCGACCUUUUAUUAGUAAUUGUUUCCAUCACAAAGAACUACAAAUAGAGCAUUUGUAAUUAUGAAAAGCAUUUUGUUCAAUGAAUCAAAAGGAAUUCAUAAUUAUGCUUACUCUAACAUGGUGUUUAAUUAGAAGUAACUAAAGCCAUGA
Molecule: messenger RNA, 1261 nt
Organism: Paramecium octaurelia
Lineage: Eukaryota; Ciliophora; Oligohymenophorea; Peniculida; Parameciidae
Source: the annotation of a GenBank genome assembly